Molecule: messenger RNA, 653 nt
Organism: Ascoidea rubescens DSM 1968
Lineage: Eukaryota; Fungi; Ascomycota; Saccharomycetes; Ascoideales; Ascoideaceae
Exons: 1
Coding region: 419-622 (67 amino acids)
Source: RefSeq, a predicted model, not a curated record
UUUCUUUAUAUUUAUUUUGAAAAUUUUUAAAAAUUUCCUAUUAUCUUUUAACUUUAUUAAUUAUUUCAUAUCAAAGAAUUUUUUUAUUAAAAACUUUUUCCUACUAGUUCAAUUACUAUUUAUCUAUAAUAUUGCUUUUGGUCUAUUUAAUAUUUUUUUGAAAAAUUUACUAAUUAAUAAGCUUCAAACCUAUAAAAUUUUCUCCAAUACUAAAUCUUUAAAAGGCUCUUCAUCAAAUUCUUCUAACUCCUCCAAUGCCAAUUCAAACAUAAAGGAAAACUUAAAUUCCAACUCAAAAUCAAAACAGUUUCAAUCUUCCUCGAUUUACUCUUCUUCUAUUACUUCUAAAAAAGAGGAUAAUUCAAUUAAUAAUUUGAUAAAUCUCAACUCUUUACACAACAAUUUACAAUCCUCCCUGAUGUCCAAACUAAGUAAUCGCUUGAAUUCUUCAUCUUCAAAUAAUUCUAAUCAAUUUUCAACUAAUCUAAAUCGAUCUCAAGUUGAAAAUAUUCAAAACAAUAAUCAAAUUAAUAAUGAUGAUGAUUCUAAAUUUAAACCAAGUGCAAAGUACUUUUACAUGAUGAAUACCCCUAGUUUAAUCAGAAAAAAUGGCUACUUUUAGUAAAAUCAAUCCAUUUAUAUAUAUAGCAUGA